Messenger RNA from Penicillium robsamsonii, 240 nucleotides. Its product is annotated as 3-beta hydroxysteroid dehydrogenase/isomerase. The transcript has a single exon. NCBI's taxonomy places the organism in Eukaryota, Fungi, Ascomycota, Eurotiomycetes, Eurotiales, Aspergillaceae. The record is from RefSeq and is a predicted model, not a curated record. The coding region runs from base 1 to 240 and encodes 79 amino acids.
AUGACACCACAUCGCCACAAAAGUUGGACCAUCACUCUACAACGGUUUGCUGAUAUCAUGAAAAAGCACUUUCCCUCACUCAAGGGGCAGCUCCCCGUUGGAAGGACCGAGGAGCAUGAGGUACUUGGUAUGGGUAGCAGCAAAGCAAUCAGAGAUCUUGGGUUGGCUCUAAGGAGUCUGAAAGAGACGGUUGUGGACACCGUGCAUCGGCGUUUGGAAAUUGAGAAGACUGAGCAUUAA